Felis catus (domestic cat) is the source of this 2150-nucleotide messenger RNA. It is a transcript of the gene N4BP2L1, whose product is annotated as NEDD4 binding protein 2 like 1. The record is from RefSeq and is a predicted model, not a curated record. The transcript has 5 exons. The coding region runs from base 238 to 969 and encodes 243 amino acids. Lineage: Eukaryota; Metazoa; Chordata; Mammalia; Carnivora; Felidae.
GGGAGAGCGCGUCACUCAGGUUUUCCUAGCUGCCAGUCUCCCAGCGUCCCCAGCUUUCCAGGUAGGGACGCCCCCUCCCACGCAGCGCGGUUCGGUCGGGUGGGAAGGAGGGGCUGGCCUCCGAGCGCCCGCCCCUCCAUCUAUCACAUGGCCGGAGAGCCACAAAAACAACAGCUUUGGCCAAGACCGUGACUUCAGGAAAGGAAACCCGGGGCUCUCGCAGCCGGCCCCCACCCCAUGGAGGAGAGUUUUCUUGAAUCCUUUGGGAGGCUGAGCCUCCAGCAACAGCAGCAGCAGCAACCUCGGCCGCCGGCCCCGCCGCCCCCGCGUGGGACACCUCCGCGCCGCCACAGCUUUAGGAAACAUCUCUACCUCCUGCGAGGCCUCCCGGGCUCGGGGAAAACUACACUGGCCAGACAAUUGCAACACGACUUUCCCAGGGCUCUGAUUUUCAGCACGGAUGAUUUUUUCUUCAGGGAAGACGGUGCCUAUGAGUUCAAUCCUGACUUCCUGGAGGAAGCACAUGAAUGGAACCAGAAAAGAGCCAGAAAAGCAAUGAGGAAUGGCAUAUCCCCCAUUAUUAUUGAUAAUACCAACCUCCACGCCUGGGAAAUGAAGCCCUAUGCAGUCAUGGCACUUGAAAAUAACUAUGAAGUUAUAUUCCGAGAACCUGACACUCGCUGGAAAUUCAACGUUCAAGAGUUAGCAAGAAGGAACAUUCAUGGAGUCCCAAGAGAAAAAAUACACCGGAUGAAGGAACGGUAUGAACACGAUGUUACCUUUCACAGUGUGCUUCAUGCGGAAAAGCCAAGCAGAAUGAACAGAAACCAGGACAGGAAUAACCCAUCACCUUCCAACGGCGCAGGAUACUGGAAUCCCUGCGCGGAGUUUCCCACCCGGAGGGCUCAUGGGGGCUUCACAAACGAGAGCUCCUUUAACAGAAGAGGCGGCUGUCACCAUGGAUAUUAGAGGCCUAUCGUACAGGCAUUCACAAUUUUCCUAAAUCAGUUUUUACCGCAACUUUUGGUAUUUAUUCUUUGUUCAGUUUUAGCCAGAGCUCUAAUUCCCGUGUAAAUAGUCGGACCUGAAAGUUUUUCAGCAGAAGUCAUUAUAUUCAUUUUCAACAAGCACUUGUUAAAAGUGAUCCUCUAUGCAUGGUCUGAUGCUGGAAUUCUGAUUUGAUUAAACAAAGUCACUUUCUCUAGGGAACCAAUUGGAAAUGGAACCCUGAAAACGUACCCAGUCACAUAAGUUCAAUAUACAGAAGCUUCAGUACCACUUCCUCUGAAGUAAUCUAUUUUUCCAGAAAACCCAUCUCCAUCAGGAAGGUUGGAAAGGUGGGGAAGUGGGAGACAGGAAAAUGUUAGUGCCAUUGCUACUUUGAUAAGCCGUGUAUCCAAAAAAUGUGAGAUGUGUGGCUGUCACGAUGAGAGUGGUUUUCCUCUAAAAUGCAUAUGCUAGAGAGCAUACAUCUAAGGGAAUAUCGUCCUUCAAAGUAGACUCUUUGGGGGAAUUAUCCCUUUAUUCUCGUGAUGUGUCAUUGUUAAAAAGUCUUUUGGAUUCUUCUUGAUAGCUCUAAAAGCUACUGAGGAAAACCAGUGUCAUUAUUUAAAGUCACAUCUUGUGUUUUAACUACCACUGUAUCGAAUAGGAUUAAACCUGAUGAACUUUUUGGCUGUUGUGCCAAUAGUGGAAAUUAAAGAAGCCUGACUUUAUAAAACACCAGUUUUUAAGAGGAAAAAAUUAAGCAGUUUUUAGACAUGUGCAUAAUCAGUUGGCUGCCCAAAUGUUUGGGAGCACAAGAAUUAAGCAUCCCAAGAUAUAAAUCAUAUAGGGAUACGUAAAAGUCAUGCUCAUUGCAAGAUGAGCAGUCUUGGCGUUUUAUGUGGCAUUUAAGACAAUAAAGUUCUACCACAACUCUGGGAUGUCCCUCUUAAACCAAUACUGAAUUUAUGAUUCCAAAUCAAGUCUCCACAGGUUAGAAUCAGAUUAAUUUGGUGUGAGACCAUGAUAGAUAAGAUCACGUAGGAUGUAUGCUUUAUUUCUUGUUGGCCAACAGCUUCUUUACAAUGUUCUGUGAAAUAUUAUUUUAAGUGUCCUAUAUAAUGGUGCUUUUAUGGUUAUUAAAAAUUAUCUAUGGUAUUGCUUUA